UCAUCCACAGAGGAGGAGCUGCUGCGUCAGCACGCACGCGCGCGCGAACCGUGAGAGUCCGUGAUGUUUCCCGCCGCCCACGCACGUGCGUUGUCGCCCACAGCUGGAGAACUGAUGAUGAAGAGGAAGAUGAUGGAGGAGGAGGCGGCACCGGGACACCGAGUCUGGCCGUCACUGCACUGAACACAGAGCACCGGGCUCCUGUGAUCCGAUCAUCCGGAACCUUAAAAAAAAAAAUCCCUGUUAAUCCGACUGAAAAAAAACACGUCUUUUCUUCAUGGAGCCUCUGCAGGGCGCGGGUUAGCGGGGUCAACAGGGGGCACCAGAGAGACAGACAGCAGUGUAACUCCACUAAAGCUCAUGGAUUUGAAGAGAGUGUUGUCUUUCCCACCGUACCCUGGAGAUUACCUGCAUCCAGUGGUUUACGCCUGCACCGCAGUCAUGCUGCUCUGUCUGCUCGUCUCCAUCAUGACCUACAUCGUCCACCACAGCGUGAUCCGCAUCAGCAGGAACGGCUGGCACAUCCUCCUCAACUUCCUCUUUCACACGGGACUCACGUUUGGAGUUUUUGCUGGAGGCAUCAAUCAGAUCAACCUUCCAUUUGUGUGUCAGAUUGUUGGCAUUGUGCUGCACUAUGCUUCUUUGUCGACGAUGCUGUGGCUGAUGUUCACUGCCAGAAACAUCUGCAAAGAUGUGUCCAAAGACCCGCUACGGGCCCAGGACAGGAACGGUCCGACCCAGAGCAGCAGCAAACCAACCAUCCUCGGAUUUUAUCUGGUCAGUGAUGGAAUCCCUCUCAUAAUUGUUGGCGUUACUGCCACACUUGGUCUGGAUAACUAUGGCAGCAGGGACGGUGCUCUGUAUUGCUGGAUGGCAUGGGAACCAAGUCUGGGAGGUUUCUACGCCCCGAUGGCUCUUCUGGUCUUAGUCAUGUCCGUGUACUUCCUGUGUACCUACGUCCAGCUGAAGCGCCACCCGGAGAGGAAGUACGAACUGCGCGUUCUGAGCGAAGAGCAGCAGCAGUUAUCGUCCAGUGACUCAAACCAUCACUGUCACAUAGAUGCUGGUGCAGCCUCAGGAUCAGUUGGGGACUGUCCUCCAUUUUCUACAGGUGUUUCAGUGCUGGCCAAUGAGCACUCGUUUAAAUCUCAGCUCCGUGCCACAGCCUUCACUCUUUUCCUCUUCUUAGCUACCUGGGCUUUAGGAGGACUGGCAGUUUCACUGGGGCAUUUCCUGGAUAUGAUCUUCAGCUGCCUGUAUGGGGCUUUUUGUGUCACUCUAGGACUAUUUCUUCUGAUCCAGCACUGUGCCAAACGGGACGACGUGUGGCACCGCUGGUGGGCUUGUUGCCCGUCAAAGCCCAAAACAGAGGAUGGAGAUGUCAGUGGACAGAGUCAGAUGCAGUUGGUCCACCAGCCUCACUGCCACCUGAACUCCACAUACUCAGGAAAGCAGCUCUCUCCUCACCUUUUGCAGAGUUCCUACAACAAAAUGACGCCAUCUCCCCAAAGCCCCACACCCAACCAUACGGGUCCAUGCUGUGUGGCUGUGAUGAGUCCUGUCUCGCCUCUCGCGGACCCAAUGCCCUCACCACGCCCACAGUCACUGCCUGACGAACUCCCCCGUCCCGUUCUGCCUCUCCAGAGCUGCCUUAUUAACAGAACAAAGUCACACUCCUUCAACCGCCCUCGUCCUUGCCUCCAGGACUUUCGCUCUCAAAUGAUUUCCACCAGUGUGGAUGGGAGUAUGCAAAGCUCCCACCUGGACAGUCCUGCACACCACCACGAAGGCUCAAACAGCCCACACCCAGAACUCCAGCUUCCCUGCCCAAGCCCUCACUUGGAUAAACAGCUGGCCUCCUGCCACACCUUACAACGCCAGACCUCCUGCCACAGCACACAAGACUCAAUGCCUUCCGGCCACAGCCAUGCACACAACAUGCAUGACAGCAUCAGUUCCAGUCACAGCCUCCUCUUGCCUUCUCAUGGGGUCCACACCUGCCAGUGGCACAUGUACAGCUCAGCUGAUCCUUCCUCCACCAUGAGCUGCUUCUGCGACAAACCUGAUCCCUUCAAUCUCCAGUAUCACCAAGACCGCGAUGCUUACAGCUGCGCAUCAAAGACAGCUGACAAAGAAAAGGAUGAUCUCUGUGUCAGUGCGGAGCAGAAAGGGUUCCCGAGAAACACUCUGCCUCGGCGGCACGGCGGCGUCAAUCUACGAGGAACCAUUGGUAGAAACAGGAGUCUGCAGGAAGACAACCUGUUUGGUUUGGAAGCCUCAAGAAACGUACGGACUGGCCGUUGGAAAAAUGAAACCACUGUAUAGUUUUCUAAUGCUUGUAUGUCCCGGUCUCUACAGCAGCCCUCAAAGUUCUUCUUUAGUGUUAAGUGGUUUUCACAACUUUUGCCCUUAAACCCCAGGUUGAUCUUCCAUCUGGGCCUUGUUUCCUGAGGACCUGUCAGAACCUUUAAUGACAAAAUUAUCUUUGUGUGUUUUGAGUCCGUUUUAUGAGAAAUAUAAAGGUUUAAUUAACGCUGGCUAAAUUCUUUACUCCAUGCAGUUUAAAGUUACAGUCAGUGUUUUAUGGCUUGCUUUGUGGGCGCAGAACCUCGGUAGUUAUAUCUCAGCAAAAAAGAUCCCGUUGACCCCACAAGUUCUUACCUUCUUUAAUUUUGUCGAGUUUGUAUGUUCUACCUGCAUCCUAUGCUACACAGUCUUCCACCAAGUGGUCUUCACAUGUCCAGACCAAAAACCAAGCCUAGAUUCAUAAGGGUUCAGGUCCAUGUUAGAUAGAUUCCAGUAACAACCAAGUGGACCCGAGAAGAUCCUGACCAUGUCAGAGAAAGGUGACUGCGAAUUGGCAACAGUAAGUGCAAGGGCAACUGUGAAGAACUCAACCUCCAACAGUUCAUGUACAAGCAGGUCAAAUACAAAGAUGAUCUUCACAGGGUAAGACCUGAUAAGACCUCUACUAUCCUUGUCCAAGGUUUGCAAGUUUUCCACCCACAGUAGGGAUGUUACCCAAAAAUGUGUCCUUUAAACACAAACUGAUUCUUUGAUGGGCAAACGUAAAAGGUUUGGACUCAAACCAAAAAGUUAUCCAAGAUCCAUGUGGACCUGAAGUCUUAUGCAAAGAGGAAGUGUCACUGAAUGCUCCUUUAAAUACUCGGGUUGAUCAGUUUUAAAAGAGAAAUAUGUAAGUAAUUUUGUACAAUGGCGACUUAUUGUGGUUCUUUGCUGUCGUAUAGAACGUUCCAGUGUCAGAAAUCCAAAUGAAAUACGACCAAAAAAAGUAUCAAUGUGACAAAUUGUAGUAUCGCUGAUGCAGUGGACCAGCAUUUUGCAGGACUUUGUAUUUUCAAUUUUCCAACAACCAGUUUCACAAAAGUUGAAUUAUUAGAUUUUGAGCAAAAACAUUUGCAUGAAGUGAGACUGGGAAAGAAGACACACCUCCAUUUCCACUUUUUAAUGCAAGACAAAGACCAAAUAUUCAUGGCUCGCGCUUAGGGAUGCACGAUAUUUGACUUUUCACAAUUUAUCCGAUAUAUAUCUUGAGUGCUUCAGACGAUUACAGAUAUAUUUCAAUAUUUUUCAUACUCAUGUAACAAGAUGUAGAAGUUUAUAAAAGUAUGAAAAAAGAGCUGUAGAGGGCGCUAGCAUAGAAGCCAAGAGGUGGCAGCCUAUUGUUUUAGUCAUGUCAGGGGAUCUUGCCGCGCUUGCCGAUAUCCGAUAAUACAUUUUAAAGCCAAUAUCGGUGAAUAUUAAUAAUAUUGUGCAUCCCUAGUUGUGCUUUCUCAUGUAUAAAUCAUCUGUCAAAUGCUGUCCCCUACUGGUUGAUUUAGCUAUUUUUCUACUCAUUGCCCCUUUAUUUGUUUUUUUAUCUCAAAUUUGAGUUGCACAGAUUUGACUCAGUGUGAGCAUGUGUGUGUUUUUAUGUGUGAAACAGUGCAUGAGUAGGUUCAUUCACAUGUGGUGUGUUUGCGCUAUAUAUAUAAAUAUACACACACAUAUAUGUGUAUAUAUAUAUAUAUACA
This is a messenger RNA of Solea solea (common sole), 4034 nucleotides long. RefSeq names its product adhesion G protein-coupled receptor A1a (gene adgra1a). Gene Ontology annotation, cellular component: plasma membrane; postsynaptic density; glutamatergic synapse. NCBI's taxonomy places the organism in Eukaryota, Metazoa, Chordata, Actinopteri, Pleuronectiformes, Soleidae. The transcript has 6 exons. Gene Ontology annotation, molecular function: G protein-coupled receptor activity. The record is from RefSeq and is a predicted model, not a curated record. Bases 361 to 2325 code for a protein of 654 amino acids. Gene Ontology annotation, biological process: G protein-coupled receptor signaling pathway; cell surface receptor signaling pathway.